Messenger RNA from Nakaseomyces glabratus, 573 nucleotides. It is a transcript of the gene FRQ1, whose product is annotated as frequenin. Gene Ontology annotation, cellular component: cytosol; intracellular membrane-bounded organelle; membrane. Gene Ontology annotation, molecular function: calcium ion binding. NCBI's taxonomy places the organism in Eukaryota, Fungi, Ascomycota, Saccharomycetes, Saccharomycetales, Saccharomycetaceae. The record is from RefSeq and is a predicted model, not a curated record.
AUGGGAGCUAAAGCAUCCAAGUUAUCGAAGGAGGAUCUAACGAGUUUGAAGCAGUCGACAUAUUUUGACCGCAGGGAGAUACAGCAGUGGCACAAGGGAUUUCUGCGAGACUGCCCCAAUGGGUACUUGACCCGUGAUGACUUCAUCAGAAUAUACAAGCAAUUUUUCCCAUUUGGAUCACCAGAGGAGUUUGCUGGUCAUUUGUUUUCUGUGUUUGAUAAAGACAACAAUGGUUAUAUCGACUUCAAGGAGUUUAUAACGGUUUUAAGUACCACCUCCCGUGGAACCUUGGAGGAGAAGCUAGUUUGGGCGUUCCAACUUUACGAUUUGAAUCAUGACGGGUUCAUAACAUUUGAUGAGAUGCUAACCAUUGUGGCUAGUGUAUAUAAGAUGAUGGGGUCAAUGGUCAAGCUUGAUGAGGAUGAAGCGACACCUGAGUUGCGAGUACGAAAAGUGUUCAAAAUCAUGGACAAAGAUGAAGACGGAUAUAUUACACUGGAAGAGUUCAGAGAGGGUUCUAAAGUGGAUCCAUCGAUCAUUAGUGCAUUAAAUAUUUACGACGGUCUCGUGUAA